Molecule: messenger RNA, 2121 nt
Organism: Gigantopelta aegis
Lineage: Eukaryota; Metazoa; Mollusca; Gastropoda; Neomphalida; Peltospiridae
Product: coatomer subunit gamma-2-like
Biological process (GO): protein secretion; organelle transport along microtubule; endoplasmic reticulum to Golgi vesicle-mediated transport
Cellular component (GO): COPI vesicle coat; endoplasmic reticulum; endoplasmic reticulum-Golgi intermediate compartment
Molecular function (GO): structural molecule activity
Source: RefSeq, a predicted model, not a curated record
UGCGCAUUUAAUCACUUUGACGUGGAAAUAGUUGCGUUUCGUUUCCUUUGCAUUUUUUUUCUAGCAAGUGUUCAUAUAAUUAACUUAGGAGGAAAAUGCAUGUGUUGAGACGUGAUAAAAAAGAAGAAGAGGAUGUUGGUGGCAAUCCCUUUGGUAACUUGGAGAAAAGUUCUGUGCUGCAGGAGACAAGAAUUUUCAAUGAGACUCCAAUCAAUCCUCGAAAAUGUGGACACAUCUUGACCAAGUUACUCUAUCUGAUAAAUCAGGGCGAGUCUAUUGGAUCUACAGAAGCAACAGAGGCUUUCUUUGCCAUGACAAAGCUGUUCCAGUCCAAAGAUACUACUCUUCGGCGACUUAUGUAUCUGGGAAUCAAAGAGAUGUCCAAGAUAGCUGAUGAUGUUAUUAUUGUGACCAGCAGUCUGAUGAAAGAUAUGACUGGAAAAGAAGACCAGUUCAGAGGACCAGCCAUUCGAGCUCUUUGUUCCAUCACUGAUACCUCCAUGCUCCAGAACAUUGAACGAUACAUGAAACAGGCAAUUGUUGACAAAGUUUCUGCUGUUUCAAGUGCUGCUUUGGUUUCAUCCCUUCAUUUAGGUAGAGGUGGUCAUGACAUCACCAAGCGCUGGGUGAAUGAGGCACAGGAGGCUGUCAACAGUGACAAUGUCAUGGUCCAGUACCAUGCACUGGGUCUCUUGUACCAUAUUCGAAAGAACGACAAACUGGCGGUGACGAAACUAGUCAGCAAAUUCAGCAAGCAUACCUUGAAGUCGCCCUAUGCUUACUGUUUGCUGAUCAGGAUUGCCAGCAAAUUAAUAGAAGAGGAAGAUGCUGGAUCGGAAAGUCCUAUGUUUGAUUUCAUUGAGAGCUGUCUGCGACACAAGGUGGAAAUGGUGAUCUACGAAGCAGCUCAUGCGAUUGUCAACAUGAAGAACACCACGGCUAAAGAUCUGGCACCUGCAGUGUCCGUACUUCAGUUGUUCUGCAGCUCGCCCAAACCAACACUGAGGUUUGCUGCUGUCCGCACUCUCAACAAGGUUGCCAUGAAACAUCCUGCUGCAGUGACUGCUUGUAACCUUGACCUUGAAAACCUGAUCACGGACGUGAACCGGAGUAUUGCAACGUUGGCAAUAACCACUCUCCUAAAGACAGGAAAUGAGAGCAGCGUCGACCGGCUGAUGAAACAAAUCUCCUCCUUCAUGUCGGAGAUCUCCGACGAAUUCAAGAUUGUCGUUGUCCAGGCCAUCAGGUCUCUGUGUGCCAAAUUUCCCAGAAAGCACAGUGUUCUUAUGAACUUCCUGUCCUCCAUGCUCAGAGAAGAGCUAGGCACCACCUACACCCUCGUCUGUCUACCGGCAGAACCCACGCUAGUGACUGGAACAUUCACUUGCUCUUUGAAGUUUGUGGUGAAGGACUGUGACCCAAACACCGGAGAACCAGAUGACGAGGGCUAUGAUGAUGAAUAUGUGCUGGAAGAUGUGGAUGUGGCUGUGGCCGACCACGUGCAGCGAGUGAUCAAACCCAACUUCGCGGCGUCCUGGGAGGAGGUCGGACCGGACAAUGAACUGGAGGACACAUACGCGCUCUCUACUAUGAACUCGUUAGAAGAGGCUAUAAAGAAUAUCAUUCAGUACCUUGGAAUGCAGCCAUGCGAGAGAUCAGACAAGCUACCAGAAGGGAAAAGUUCGCACACGUUGUUCCUCGCUGGAGUAUUUCGAGGGGGUCACGACGCUCUAGUUCGUGCAAAACUGGCACUAACGGAUUCGGGUGUCACCAUGCAGCUUACUGUACGAUCGACAGAUCCAUACGUGUCGGAAGUUUUAGCAACUGCGAUUGCUUAAUAGGUUUUAGUGUAUAUAUUUGACAGUUUAUAAGACUUAUUUUGGUCUUUUGUUUAAGAUGAAACCUUUGACACUGAUUAACAUGUAUUCUGUUGUGACCCAUUAUGUUUACUUGAUAUGCUGGCCAGAUAAAGCAAAAUGACUUCUAGCUGCAGGCUAUAUUACUGGUCAUGUGACAUAAGACUGACUUGACUGUCAAGUGUUUAAUUUCACUUUGUAAAAACAUCUAGUGGGAAAAUAACUUUCUGAACAUCGUAUUGUAAUAAAUAUUAUAGUCGGUGUC